CUCUCUCUCUCUCUCUCUCUUUCUCGGUUUGUGCCGCUAUAAUCUUCCGUGUUGUUCGCCGUCUCUUGGAAUCUGGUUUGCGAAACGAUCAGGAGACGCGAUCGACGAGGGAGGGGAAACCGUAGUGGAGGCAGGGACACCGAUGGAGGCGGUGCCGGGGGCGUCGGCGGACGAGAUGGCGCCGGGGACGUCGUCGGCGGCCGGAUCAGAGGAGGCGAAGGUGAAUGGGGAAGGGGAUGACGAGGCGCUGGUCGCCAGGGCGCAGAAGCUGAUCGGCAAGAUCGUCGACACCCAGGAGAACCCUAACCCUAGGCUCCUCCACGCCCUCGCGUCGAUCCUCGAGGCUCAGGAAUCAAGAUACCUGCAGGAAUCUGUGAGUUCACCUUUUAACAAUGUCCGGGCUUCUCAUACUAUUGGAAGGUUAGCUAACCUAGUGCAGGAAAAUGAUGAAUUUUAUGAGGCAAUUUCAUCAAAAUUUUUAUCAGAAAGCAGAUACUCAACUGGUGUUCGUGCAGCUGCUGCAAGACUGAUUCUUAGCUGUUCCUCAAGUUGGAUGUAUCCGCAUGUUUUUGACGAUGAUGUGCUGGACAACAUCAAAACCUGGUUAAUGGAGGAAAAUAUAGAUUCAAAUGAUGAUUGUAUAUGGAAACAUGUAUUUGGUGAGGAUAAGCCAACAGAAUCAGAAAUGUUGACAACUUAUGCUACAGGACUUCUUGCUUUAGCAUUGGCUAGUCCUGGUCCAGUUGUUGAAGACAUCUUGACAUCAGGCUUAUCUGCAAAGCUCAUGCGUUAUCUGCGUACACGGAUCCUUGGGGAUGCCAAUGUUGGCCAGAAAAAUUGCACGUACCCGGCAGAGGUCAAGCAUGCUUCAGUUGCUAGCUAUCUCAGGGGUCGGGAUGAAAACAAAUUAAGAUCACGCGAGGUUUCAGAUGCUCCUCGUUUGGAAGGUUUAAAGGCUGGAGAUGAAGGGUCAUCAGACGAUUCAUGUGUUCAUCGGGAUUGUGAUAGAGUAACUAGGCAAGUUUGUUCAGAUGAGUAUUGGGGGGACUCAUUGAAACCUGAGAUAACUGAUUCAUCUACGGCAGUUGAUGGUGCAUAUGAGAUGGUCGAGGGAAAUGCUGAUCUUGCUAGUAAUGAAUGGCAAGAUAGGAAUUUGCUUGAUGGGAAGUUGAGAUAUGGUGAAAGACUUCUUGCUGCAAGAUCGACUCGUGAUGAGGAUCCUGAUGAAAAUAUGAGGGAUGACUCGUCGAGGCGAAGGGUUAUCAGGGGAUUACAGAGAAGUAGAACCAAAGGAAGGAUCAGUGAAGGAAACUCGGACAGUGACAGGGUUUUGACAUCCCCUAGUUCUGGAUUAAGACUUGGAGGAAGUGGUAGGGUAUCCAGGGACAGAAACUUACUAAAGAAUGAAGACACUAGAAAAGUGACUGACACUACGAACAACUCAGUCAAGCUUGAUCAGGAAGGUUUGGUCAUUGGAGAGGAUAAUGAUGACCGUUUAUUGGAUUGUUAUAUUGGCUCAAGAGAUAUAUCUGAAAUGGUAAAGAAAGCAAUAGGAGCUGCUGAAGCUGAAGCAAGAGCUGCUGAUGCACCUGCAGAAGCAAUUAAAGCGGCUGGAGAUGCGGCAGCUGAACUUGUGAAGACUGCUGCUUUAGAGGCCUGGAAUAAUACAAAGAUUGAAGAAGAGGUCAUUUUAGCUGCUUCUAAAGCUGCAAGUUCUGUUGUUGAUGCUGCUAUUGCAACAGAGAUUUCUCGGACUGCGAAUGAAGUCAAUGAAAAUUUGACGGAAACCAAGGCUAUGGAAGUUGAAGGGGAUGAAAUGCCAGAAGACUUCAGCAUUUUGGAUAAAGAGCCUCUUGCAAGGCUCAGAGAAAAAUACUGCAUUCAGUGUCUUCAAAUUUUGGGAGAAUACGUUGAAGCUUUUGGACCAAUUCUGCACGAAAAAGGUGUUGAUGUCUGCCUUGCAUUGUUGCAACAGAGUUUCAAGGAAGAAGUACUUGAUAAUCUGUCAUUGCUGCCAGAAGUGCUCAAACUGAUAUGUGCCCUAGCUGCUCAUCGUAAGUUUGCCGCUGUAUUUGUUGAUCGUGGUGGCAUACAGAAACUUCUUUCUGUUCGUAGGGUCCCACAAACCUUCUUUGGUCUUUCGUCAUGCUUAUUCACGAUUGGUUCUCUUCAGGGUAUUAUGGAACGUGUGUGUGCGCUUCCAUCUGAUGUGGUGAGUAAGGUGAUUGAGCUGGCACUUCAGCUUCUUGUGUGCCCCCAAGACCAAGCUCGGAAAAAUGCUGCUAUCUUUUUUGCUGCUGCUUUUGUGUUCAGAGCAGUUCUGGACUCGUUUGAUGCACAUGAUGGCCUACAGAAAAUGUUAAAUCUCUUGCAUGGUGCUGCAUCAGUUAGAUCAGGUGGAAAUUCUGGAACAUUAGGCAUGCCUGAUGCAGCUCUUAGAAAUGAUCGAUCAGAAAUACUGACUGCAUCUGAAAAGCAGAUCGCUUAUCAUACUUGUGUUGCAUUACGCCAGUAUUUCAGGGCCCAUCUCCUUUUGCUUGUAGAAUCUCUUCGUCCAAAUAAAAGUAGUCGAACUGUAGCACGUAAUACUUCAAGUGCAAGAGCUGCAUAUAAACCGCUCGAUAUCAGCAAUGAGUCUAUGGAUGCAGUGUUCCUUCAGAUACAGCGUGAUAGGAAGAUAGGACCUGCAUUUGUUAGAGUUCGUUGGUCUCCAGUUGAUAGGUUUUUGGCCUCUAAUGGUCAUAUAACAAUGUUGGAGCUGUGUCAGGCUCCUCCUGUUGAGCGGUAUCUGCAUGAUUUGGCGCAAUAUGCAUUAGGUGUCCUCCAUAUAGUCACUUUCAUACCCCAUAGUCGUAAAUUGAUUAUAAAUGCUACUUUAAGCAAUAAUCGCGUCGGCAUGGCAGUUAUUUUAGAUGCAGCUAAUGGUGCUGGAUUUGUUGAUCCUGAGGUAAUCCACCCAGCGUUAAAUGUUUUAGUAAAUCUUGUAUGUCCGCCUCCUUCUAUCAGCAACAAAUCCUCUUUAUCUGCACAAGGUCAGCAACCUGCUUCGGUCCAAUCAUCAAGUGGUCACUCAGAAAGCAGAGAAAGGUUCUCUGAAAGGCAUAUUUCUGAUCGUAUUCCAUUUCCCACUCAAAAUGAGUCUAGGGAGAUCAAUAGUGAACCUAAUUUGGAGAGGAGUAACACAACAGUUCCUUUGACUCCAUCAGGAGUGGUUGGAGAUCGCAGAAUAUCUUUAGGACCUGGAUUUGGGUGUGCUGGUCUUGCGGCUCAGUUGGAGCAAGGAUAUCAUCAGGCAAGAGAGGCUGUUCGUGCCAACAAUGGUAUAAAAGUUCUAUUGCAUCUUCUUCACCCUCGGAUGAUUACACCUCCUGCAGCCCUGGACUGCAUUCGAGCUCUAGCAUGUCGUGUUUUGCUUGGUCUGGCUAGAGAUGAAACCAUAGCACAUAUACUUACAAAACUUCAGGUGGGUAAGAAGCUGUCAGAACUUAUUCGAGAUUCAGGUUGCCAGGCAGGCGGAACAGAACAAGGACGCUGGCAAGCUGAACUAGUACAAGUUGCCAUCGAGUUGAUUGCAAUUGUAACAAAUUCUGGCCGUGCAAGCACCUUGGCAGCCACUGAUGCUGCAGCUCCUACAUUGAGACGUAUUGAGAGAGCUGCAAUAGCUGCAGCAACUCGUAUUACUUAUCAUUCCAGGGAGCUGUUGUUAUUAAUUCAUGAACAUCUUCAGAGAUCUGGCUUGACGGCUACAGCUGCCUUGCUACAAAAAGAGGCUGACUUGACACCUUUGCCAUCUUUAGGAGUACCAUCUCCUCCCUUACACCAAACUUCAGUGCAAGAUACUUCAUCUGUGCAACUCCAGUGGCCAUCAGGCCGUGCUUCUUGUGGGUUUAGUUCAGAUAUGAAGAUGUCUCCGCGAGAUGAAGACACUGGUCUAAAGCCUGAAUCAACUGUGAUGACUUCCAAAAAGAAAACACUGACCUUCUCUUCAAGUUUCUCACAGGGGAAAAGUCAUCUUCCAUCACAUUCUUCUUCUGUUGUUAAAUCUUCUGUUGUAAAUGGUCAUACAGCUCACGAGGGCUUGGAAACAACUCCUCCAUCUGCUUGCAAGUCUAAUGCAGAUAUUGAGCCGCCAUCGAAAACACCAAAUUUAUUACCUGUGAAAAGGAAGUUAAAUGAAUUGAAGGAUCUCUUUUCUGCAACACCAGCAAAGCGCCUUCUGAUGUCAGACCUUGCUUCACAUUCUGCAACCAAUCAGAUGUCAACUUCUGGACAGAGAAAUCAUCUUUCAAAUCCAAAUUGUCUAUCUCCUCAUGCCAACACCACACCACGGGAUCGUUUCAGCAGAGGAGCAUGCGGCAGCUUGUCUGGGAAUAAUAUAGAUGAUAUCCGCCACCCUAACAGUUAUGGAGCGUCGACAGCACCUGUAGCCCAAUCUGGUCUGCCAGCUGACCAACAGCCAGGAAAUACCGAGAGGAUGACUCUUGAUUCAUUAGUUGUGCAAUAUUUGAAGAAUCAACAUCGUCAGUGUCCAGCACCUAUUACCACCUUGCCACCACUUUCUCUUUUGCAUCCACACGUGUGCCCAGAACCUAGCCGGAGCCUGAAUGCACCUGCAAAUGUAACUGCACGGGUCAGUACCAGGGAGUUCAUGAAACAGUAUGGAGGAAUCCAUGCCCAUCGUAGAGAUCGUCAAUUUGUAUAUAGUCGGUUCAGGCCAUUUCGUACCUGCCGAGAUGAUGCUGCUUUAUUGACAUGCAUUACUUAUCUCGGGGAUUCUUCUCAUAUUGCAACUGGAAGUCAUUCUGGUGAGCUAAAAAUAUUUGAUUCAAACAGUGGAAAUGUUUUAGAGAGUCAGACAUGCCACCAGACUCCUGUUACACUGGUUCAAUCAGCCUCUUGCGGUGGAAAUCAAUUUGUUCUUUCUUCGGGUUUGUAUGAUGUUAAGUUAUGGGAUGCUUCCUCCAUUUCAACCGGGCCCUUGCAUUCAUUUGAAGGAUGUAAGGCUGCCCGUUUUAGCCAUUCAGGGACCAACUUUGCUGCCUUGUCAUCAGACACUUCUCGUCGUGAGGUUCUCCUUUAUGAUGUCCAAACGUACAAUGUAGAGCUUAGACUUCCUGACAGCUCAAGUAACCAUCCAGGCAUUGUUCGAGGACAUGCACAAUCCCUGAUACACUUUAGUCCAUUGGACACACUGCUAUUAUGGAACGGAAUCCUGUGGGAUAGGAGGAGUUCAAGUGCUGUUCAUCGUUUCGAUCAAUUCACAGAUUAUGGCGGUGGUGGGUUUCAUCCUGCUGGAAAUGAGAUUAUAAUCAAUUCUGAGGUGUGGGAUCUUCGCAAGUUCAAGCUUUUGAGGACGGUGCCUUCGCUGGACCAGACGGUAAUCACGUUCAAUGGUGGUGGGGAUGUCAUAUAUGCAAUUCUGAGGCGCAACCUUGAGGACGUGAUGUCGGCUGUCAACACCCGUCGUGUUCGACAUCCGCUAUUCCCUGCCUUCCGCACGAUUGAUGCCGUGAACUAUGCCGAUAUCGCGACGGUUCAGGUUGAUCGUUGCGUCCUCGACUUGGCCGUUGAUCCCACCGACUCCUUUGUGGGCAUCAUCGCCAUGGAUGACCACGAUGAGAUGUUCUCCUCCGCUAGGCUCUACGAGGUCGGUCGAAAACGGCCAACCGAUGAUGACUCGGACCCGGACGAUGGCGGUGAGACUGAUGAGGACGAUGAGGAAAACGAGGAGUCCGAGGCGGAUGUGGAUGCGAUCUUGGAGGCAGAGUUGGAUGGUGACGGAGACAGCGACUCGGAUGACAUGAGCAAUGAUGAGGACGAUGAAGAUGUAGACAGCGGAGAUGAAUUGGACGAAGAUGGGGACUUCAACCUCGGGGGCGCAGACUUUGAGGGGGGGCGAGGGCUGUUGGAGAUCAUGGCCGAGGGUGAUGAGGAGGGUGACUCUGAUGAGGGUGAGCUAGUGGAGUCUUUGAGCAGCGGGGAUGAAGGGGAUUUUACAUUCUAAAUCUCUAUUGUGCCGUGCCAUGCCAUCCGAUAACGCCGCUUGGCUACGAGGCUAUGUAACUAUUAUUAUCAUCUAGAAUUUUCUUGGAGGAAGGUAGAAUUUGCAAGAAUCAGCAACUCAAGAAAUGUAAACAGCGAGUGCAACGAAAAGGGUCAUUACAUUUUGUUCUGUCAAUCAUAUUAAAAGAAAAAUAAGUGCCUAUUAAGUUUUUCUU
Musa acuminata subsp. malaccensis (wild Malaysian banana) is the source of this 6218-nucleotide messenger RNA. RefSeq names its product DDB1- and CUL4-associated factor homolog 1. Gene Ontology annotation, biological process: protein ubiquitination. The record is from RefSeq and is a predicted model, not a curated record. Lineage: Eukaryota; Viridiplantae; Streptophyta; Magnoliopsida; Zingiberales; Musaceae. Gene Ontology annotation, cellular component: nucleus; Cul4-RING E3 ubiquitin ligase complex. Gene Ontology annotation, molecular function: protein binding.